ACAGGUGUCUCGGACGAUUUCACACACCGCGGCAGUCCGUGUCUACCACCGCUGCAAUACCUGUCCGCCGUCCGCUUCGCGUAAUAAUAAUAUAUUCCCUCCAAAUGCGCGUCGCGAUCCCGGUGGACGGUGAAUUUUUUUCGUGCCGUUUUUCUCGCCGUUCCAUCGUGUGGCUGUUUUGAAAAAUCCAAAAAUCAUGUCGUCGCGGUAUUAUAAUAUUAUGUACGGUGUUCUGUGACAGUGCGCACGUUCUUCUUCGGCACGAUCGAGAAUCAACGCAUCGGCGGACCGGACGAAUCGUUCGAUUAUGGACAGAUAGUCGAUAAGCGUGCAUUUCAGAAGCCAAUAUGCCAGGGCCGAGAAGGUUUAGCAGUGGUGGAGUGGGCGGAGGAGGCCAAGCGUGGGAAAUGGGCGAGCGACGAUAUUCUGUAGCUGGUACAGACCCUCAUUUAAGCCACCAUGCGGUCACAUCAAUGGGACCACCAGCAUCUGAAGAUCUUCACGCUUGGAGUAUUUACAGACAAAAUUUAAAUUCUGAUUUUACGGACUCUGCGCUUGGUUCGAGUGAGAAGUCUCCCCUGCCAUAUGGUAACUUUCAGUUACGUGAGUCAACUGUGCAGUCCAUACUUAGCCACCCACGAUACGGCCCUAAAUAUGACGUGCAUAAAUCGCCGUUGAGUUCAAAUAUGUACACGUAUCUUAAGUUUGGUUUGCCUAGAGUAUUUCCACCGAACAGUCGCAGGGAUGGAUCCAGUGGUUAUGACUCAAGCGAGGACGGAGCAGCCAUACGUAAUCAACGACCUUAUACUAGAACCAGGAGUGAUCCAGACUUUUGCAAUCACGCGUUGUACCAUCAUGGUGGGCCUACUCUGCAAAGACAACACCCGGGUCGUCGAGGAAAAAGCAUAAGUGAAGCUAAUUUACUUGCACCUCAUGGAUAUCCGAUUCGACAAGAACUUCCAACUAUGCGAAGAAGUGUACAUGACUUACGAGCAUUGUCUGAAGCUAAUCAUCAUCAUCAUCAUCAUUAUACUAAUCCAGUACAUCACUUCAGUGCUCAUCACUUAGCCAGCGGCAGACCAGCUUCUAUAGCUGUUGUUGGUACGACUGCUACUACACCUCGAGAUAGAAGUAUAAGUAUGAUGAGUAAUUUAAGUCCAAAUCGAUCAGAUAUUUAUGGUCAUCCAGCAAUUGUUUAUCCAUAUCUUCAGGUAAGAGGUCUAGAAGUGCCUAGUAGUUCUGAUGGAAAAAGGCCAAAAAUUCAAGGCAUAUCGUUUGAAGUUCAAGCUGGGGAAGUAAUGGCCUUUAUGAUGACUUCUGAACGAGAAGGAGAAGCUCUUCUAAGCAGCCUUGCUAAUCGCCAUCCGUGUCAAGUACAGCACAUAUUGCUCAAUGGACAAAAUAUUUCUAUUUCUUCAUUUUCUAAGCGUAUUGCUUAUGUACCUGCUGAAGCUAAACUUGCUCCUAACUUAAGUGUAGCACAGACUUUGGCAUUUUAUUCUCAUUUACGUAAAGCUCCUGCUCGUGCCAUACCAAAAGUAUCCCAAAAUGAUCAAAUGGGAGUACUUAUUGAAGAGUUGGGGCUUGGACAAGUAUUAAAUACUAAUGUUUCUGAACUAACUGCCUCUGAAUCUCAAAGAUUAAGUGUAGCAUGUCAUUUGAUGUCUGAUGCAGAAAUCAUAAUGCUUGACAGGCCAACAGCGACAAUGGAUAUAUUCGAUACAUUCUUCCUAGUUGAGUUUUUAAGACAGUGGGCAGCUGGCGCUCCUACCGGUGUAAAUCCACGCAUUGUAAUGGUGACAUUGCAACCACCAACUUAUGAAAUAUUUACCAUGGUCUCAAGAGUAGCUUUAAUAUCUGUCGGUCAUUUAAUGUACUCCGGGCGACGUAGAAAUAUGUUGCCAUAUUUUUCAUCUGCUGAUUAUCCAUGUCCUGCUUUCAAAAAUCCUUCGGAUUACUAUCUUGAUCUAGUAACAUUAGAUGACUUAUCAGCAGAAGCUAUGCUAGAGUCAAGUCAAAGAGUAGAACAAUUGGCGGAUUUAUUUCGAAGAAGAGUUGAACCUUUACCAGACCCUGGACCACCGCAAUCUUUGCCAGGCAAACCCCGGACUGCAUCUGUGCCAAUUCAAAUUGUUGCCAUAAUACUACGUCACAUGGCGUAUUCACAACCCAGAAGUAGCUUACGAUGGAUUUCUAGGAUAUUUAUUGCUGGUAUAUUAUCUAUAGUUAUUGGGGCAGUAUUUUGGGAUAUUCCAGCCACAGAUCCGCAACUUUCAUUUGGAGACAGAAUGGGAUUUUAUUAUAGUACUAUGAUAAUUGGAGCAUUACCAUUGGUGUUACAAAUUGCAUUAAAUGACACUCACGGUAACGAUCGUGAUGCUAUUGAAAGUGACAUUGCUGAUAAUUUAUACAGUCGUUUUGUCUACAUUGUAACAUCUAUUUUCUGUGGUAUCCCUCCGUCAGCUUUGAUCUGGGUGGUUUAUUCUGUACCAGCGUAUGCUAUGUCAGCUCUUUAUCAAUAUUUAAAUGAUCCUGAACCAUUUUUUGCAUAUAUAUUGUACAUUACGGUUCAUAUGAGUGCUUUGCAAUUAUUGGCAACAGCAAUAGGUUACAUGAUGCCUGGUCGCCUCAGUUCAUCAGUAUUAACAACAAUUGCUGUUCUUGUGUCCGGGGUUGUGAGCGGUGUACCACUAAAUUUUGCUGAUCUAAAAAGAAUCCCUGGAGCCCGAAUCCUAUCAACUUUAUCACCUACCAGAUACUUAAUGUUGCCAUUGUUACAAAGUGAUCAUACAUACGAAACACUUGUUUCUUUAGCUGCAUCUCUAGUGUGUCGCAAUAAACAGAUUCAACAUCAAGAUAUUAUUGUACAAUUACCUUGUCCUAUCCCAAAUGGUACUGCCGCUCUCAUUCAUCACGGUCUUUUGACUCCGGAAGUAGAGCCAUACAUAAUACUGACUGACCAAGAUUCAUUAUGGGCUGGGCUUUAUUUAUGGGGUUUCUUUGCUUUAAUUGUAAUAAUAUUUUUCGUAAGCAUUGGUAGAUGUUGUAAUAGAUUUCACAAAGUUUGCCGUCCACAAAGAUAAGUGUAGUUUUAGAUAUUAGAUAUAGUGUAAUGUGUUAUUUAUAACAUAUUUUGUAAUGUAUAUUUAUUAAUAACAUAUAUAUUAGAUAAUUUAUUGAAAAAUCAAUUAUUAUUUGGAAAUACGAGGUAUUUUUGUACUAGUUUUGUUAAUACAUAUUUUAGAGUCAUUAUUUAAAUAUAUUUCAGUAUUAAUUCAAUUGAUAAACAUAUGUGAUUUGAACGU
This is a messenger RNA of Sipha flava (yellow sugarcane aphid), 3305 nucleotides long. RefSeq names its product ATP-binding cassette sub-family G member 8. Gene Ontology annotation, molecular function: ATP hydrolysis activity; ATP binding; ABC-type transporter activity. The transcript has 15 exons. Gene Ontology annotation, cellular component: plasma membrane. The coding region runs from base 348 to 3083 and encodes 911 amino acids. NCBI's taxonomy places the organism in Eukaryota, Metazoa, Arthropoda, Insecta, Hemiptera, Aphididae. The record is from RefSeq and is a predicted model, not a curated record.